AUGUCGGAGCUCAUGAGGCGGCAGCUCGACGCGGAGAUGUUCUCGUACUUUUACGGUGACAGUGAGGCGCCGACGAUGAUGCCGACGCCCCUGCCGUCGCCCAUGCCGUCGCCCAUGCCCACGACCCUGUCGGAGAAGGGCACGGCCGUGCCGACGCCCGGCUGCGAGGACGGCGAGUCCGUCUACCAGCUCGCGCUCUACGACUACGGCGAGGACGGCUGGGAGGGCGCGACGUACACGGUCACGGACGCGUCGACGGGCGAGGUCGUGGCCACGGGCACGCUCGACGCCGGCGGCGAGGGCGUCGACGCCUUCUGCAUGUCCGACGGCACCUACACGGUCGAGUUCGGCGGCGGCAGCGACGACUCGGAGACGGCGGUCCAGUUCCUGCCCGACUCGACGCAGUACCUGAGCGACUGCACGGGCCCCUGCACCUUCGAGGUCGACAUGGUCGACGGCACGACGACGGAGCACGUCGUCCCCGCCCCGACGUCGUCGACGUCCGCGCCGACGACCUACGGGGCCACGCAGGCCGUCAUCGUCGCGUCGUCGAUCUACGUGACGGGCGUGUCCGAGUCCGAGUUCGACGAGAACGGUUUGGAGGUCAUCCAGUACGCCUUCUACGACGUGCUCGGCGCCAUCAUCGACUCGCCCGAGGACGUGCUCACGGCCGUCGCGACCAUGCUGUCCACGCGGCGCCUGGGCGAGGUGCUCAAGGGCCGGCGUUUGGACGAGUCGUACGACGGCGCGGCGAUCAUCUCCUACACGGCGGAGAUCGACACGGCGGCGUCCCACGGCUUCGCCUCCAACGACGCCGCGCUCGCCGCCAUCGAGAGCGAGCUCGAGUCCGCGUCCGCGUCGGGCUACCUCUCCGAGCGCCUCCUCUACUGGGCCGACUACUUCGGCGCCACGGACCUCGACACGAUGACGACGGGCGAGCUCCUCAGCUCCGAGGGCACCAUCACCGUCGAGGGCGACGACGCGUACCCGACGUCCUGGUACUUCCUGCCCUCGCCCGCGCCGACGGCCGCGCCCGUCGCGCCGUCGCCCGCGCCGACGCCGCAGCCGACGGUCACGCCGGGCAACCCGACGGGCGCGCCCGUCCCCGCGCCGACGCCGUCGCCCCUGGCCACGGCCGCGCCCGUGCCGGCGCCGACGCCCGCGCCCGUGCCGUCGCCGACGGCCACGCCCGGCUCGCCGACGGUCGCGCCGGUCGCCGCGCCGACGGUCGCGCCGAUCGUCGCGCCGACGGCCGCGCCCGUGCCCGCGCCGACGCCCGCGCCCCAGACGCCGACGGCGGACCCGGCGCCCGCGCCGACGCCCGCGCCCGUCCCCUCGCCGACGCCCUCGCCCAUCGCCACGACCGGCACGGUCGGCGACGACGCGACCGGCACGGACGACGCCGCGUCCGGCACGGACGACGCCGCGACGACCGGCGAGAGCGGGACCGACGACGCCGCGUCCGGCGACGGCACCGGCGACGGCACCGGCGACGGCACGGGCGACGGCACGGGCGACGGCGCGGCGACGGACGACGCCGCGGCCAGCAGCGACAGCAAGAAGAGCGACGACGACGCGGACGCGGCGUCCGGCUCGCUCCUCAUCAUCAUCAUCAUCGUCUGCGUGCUCCUCCUGCUCCUCUGCUUCAUGGUCAUGCUGGCCUACAGGAACAAGGAGCGCAAACUCACGGAGCGCAAGGACUCGUGGGACAUUUCGACGAUGUUCACCGACGAGGCCAACCUGCCCGACGCGGAGGAGAUGAUCGACGUCGAGCCCGAGAGCUCGGCGGACGCGGCGCCCGCGACGCUCAUCGAGGGCGAGGACGCCGGCGCGCUGGUGCCCCUCGACGAGGACCAGCCGCAGGCGCUCCAAAAGAUCACGCAGGCGGCGGAGCUGUAA
Messenger RNA from Aureococcus anophagefferens, 1899 nucleotides. RefSeq lists its product as hypothetical. NCBI's taxonomy places the organism in Eukaryota, Pelagophyceae, Pelagomonadales, Pelagomonadaceae. The transcript has a single exon. Bases 1 to 1899 code for a protein of 632 amino acids. The record is from RefSeq and is a predicted model, not a curated record.